AUGGCAAAGCUAAUGUCUUCUUCAAACUUCUUAUUUUUCUCUCUAGCAGUCUUAAUCACAGUCUCCUCCAUACCAAAUUUCGCUUCUGCUUCUUUGAAGGAAGUCAAGGCUCUUCUGAAAUGGAAAGAAAGCCUUGAAAUCCCAAACAACUCCUUGCUCUCUUCAUGGAUUCCCCUCCCAAUGAAUUCCAGUGCAUCAGUUCCAUGCACUUCUUGGUUUGGAAUAGUUUGCAAUGCUGAUGGGAGCAUUAAGAACUUGAACCUCAGUUCAUCUGGAUUAAAAGGUACACUCCACCAAUUUCCAUUCUCUUUGCUACACAGUCUUACACAUUUUGAUCUCGGUAUGAACAACUUCUUUGGCCCCAUUCCACCAGAAAUCCGACACCUGUCGAAACUUGUCUAUCUUGAUUUUUCAGUGAAUAAGUUUUCUGGAGUUAUCCCACCUGAAAUUGGAAACCUGUACCAGUUAACCAUCUUGUACCUAUACUCAAACAAUAUAUCUGGCUCAAUUCCUUCAUCAUUGGGUGAUUUAACAUCUUUGAAUGUCCUUUAUUUGCACCAAAAUCAACUCUCUGGUCCCAUUCCAAUUGAGCUUGGAAAUUUGAGUUCUCUCACUGAGCUAGCCAUGUACAAGAAUCAACUUAAUGGUUCUAUUCCUUCAUCAUUGGGUGAUUUAACACAUUUGAGUGUCCUUUAUUUGUAUAAAAAUCAACUCUCUGGUCCCAUUCCCAUUGAACUUGGGAAUUUGAAAUCUCUCACUGAUCUUGAGGUGACCGACAAUCAACUUAGUGGUUCUAUUCCUUCAUCAUUCGGUGAUUUAACAUCUCUGAAUGUCCUUUAUUUGCAAAAUAAUCAACUCACUGGUCAAAUUCCAAUUGAACUUGGGAAUUUGAAGUCUCUCACUUUUCUUGUAGUAUACAACAAUCAACUUAAUGGUUCUAUUCCUUCAUCAUUGGGUAAUUUGACAUUUUUGAAUGUCCUUUCUUUGUAUAAGAAUCAACUCUCUGGUCCCAUUCCAAUUGAACUUGGGAAUUUGAAAUCUCUCACUCAGCUCCCGUUAAAUGACAAUCAGCUUAGUGGUUCUAUUCCUUCAUCAUUGGGUGAUUUGACAUAUCUGGAUAUCCUUCUUUUGCAAAAUAAUCAUCUCUCAGGUCACAUUCCUAUUGAACUUGGGAAUUUGAAAUCUCUUACUUAUCUUGUGAUCAACAAUAAUCAACUUAGUGGUUCUAUUCCUUCAUCGUUGAGUAAUUUGACAUCUUUGAAUGUCCUUUAUUUGUACAAGAAUCAACUCUCUGGUCCCAUUCCAACUGAAUUUGGGAAUUUGAAAUCUCUCAAUGAUCUUGGGUUGAGCAGUAAUCAACUUAGUGGUCCCAUUCCCAUUGAACUUACUUAUUUGAAGUCUCUCACUAAUCUUGAGGUGGGUUUGAAUCAACUUAAUGGUUCUAUUCCUUCAUCACUAGCAAACCUGAGCAACUUACAAUGGCUGGCUCUCCAAGAUAAUAAAUUUUCUGGUCCCAUUCCUAGUGAACUUGGGAAGUUGAAGUUUCUUACACAUCUUUCGUUGAGUAGAAAUCAGCUUAGAGGUUCUAUUCCGUCAUCAUUUGGUGAUUUGACAUCGUUAAAUUUUCUUUAUAUGUAUCACAAUCAGCUUGCUGGUCCCAUUCCUACUCAAAUAGUGAAUUUGAAGUCUCUCACAGAUCUUAAAGUCAACGGCAAUCAAAUUAGUGGUUCUAUUCCUCUAGAGUUUGGAAAUUUAACUCAACUACAAAGACUUGAUCUGUCUUCGAAUCAUUUGAUUGGUGAGAUCCCAAAGGAAUUUGGGAAGAUGAAAAGUAUGUUGAAUUUAUGCUUGGCUGAUAACCAACUUAAAGGUAUUAUACCUCAGGAGCUUGAAUUCUAUGAACUCUUGGAAGAACUCGAUCUCUCCAGAAAUAGAUUGAAUGGGUCGAUACCAAAAAGUAUUGGUAAAUGGGUACACAUCCACUACCUGAAUCUUAGUAAUAACCAGCUUAGUGAGAAAAUUCCAUCUGAGAUUGGUAAAUUAGUUCAUCUUACAGAACUUGAUUUGUCUCAGAAUUUGCUCACAGACGAGAUACCAUCUGAAGUUCAAAGUUUGCAAAGUUUGCAAAAAUUGAAUCUUUUUCACAAUAGACUAUCUGGUUCUAUUCCAAUCGCAUUUACAAGUUUGCCUAGUGGGAUUGCCAUCGAUCUGUCCAACAAUGAACUCACAGGUCCAGUUCCCCUUUCCUCUAACUUUGAGAAUGCAUCCUUACAAGGAAAUCCAGGUUUGUGUGGAAACUUUACGGGACUAAAACUUUGUCCAACUCAAAUCUUGAAGAAGAAAAAUAACCCCUUUCAUCAUCGACUAAUCCUUGUAAUUAUGCUCCCUCUUAUCGGGGCAAUUUUACUUGGUUUUUUCAUGUGUGGCUUCAUUGCUUAUCGAAAACAAAAGAAACAUUCUCCACGGAAACCAUUGGAAAAAGAAGGUGGUGAUUAUUUCUCCAUAACAAGUUUUGAUGGAGGAGUAGUGUAUGAUGACAUCUUGAAAGCAACAAAUGAUUUUGAUGAAGCAUACUCUAUUGGGACCGGAGGAUAUGGGGCUGUGUACAAAGCCGAGAUACAACCUAACAAUGUGGUAGCUGUCAAGAAACUUCAUUCAUCAUCUGAGAAUGUGGAUCAUAAUGGAUUCCUUAACGAGAUACAAGCAUUAACCAACAUAAGGCAUCAAAACAUAGUGAAACUUUAUGGAUAUUGCUCACAUGCCCGCCACUCAUUUUUGAUUUAUGAAUACCUUGAAAAGGGAAGCCUUGGAUCAAUCUUAAGAAGUGAUGUUUUAGUACAAGAACUUGAUUGGUUGAAAAGGAUAAAUAUUGUAAAGGCUAUAGCUAAUGGUUUGGCUUAUAUGCAUCAUGAUUGCUCACCUCCUAUAAUUCAUAGAGACAUUUCCAUUGCCAAUAUCCUUCUUGAUUCUGAUUAUGAGGCACAUAUUUCUGAUUUUGGCACUUCCAAGCUUCUAAAGCUAGACUCAUCCAACUGGACUGCAAUUGCAGGAACCUAUGGUUAUAUCGCGCCAGAGCUUGCUUAUACGAUGGUGGUGACCGAGAAAUGUGAUGUAUAUAGCUUUGGGAUCGUUGCACUAGAAGUGAUCAUGGGAAAACAUCCCGGUGAACUACCAACAUUGUCUGCUGGUUAUCUAGUAUUAUCAAAUGUUGGAGAUAGUCGUAUUCCACUUCCCUCACCACAAGUUGAGAAACGAGUAAAUUUGGUACUGAAUCUCUCAAGAGCAUGUUUGAACUCGAAUCCGCAAGAACGGCCAACAAUGCGCCAAGUUUCAAAUCUAUUGAUGAAGGAUUGAUAUUAGUGUACUUUCAAUGUUAUUUUCUUUUGUGAAGUUCCUUAUAUGCAUCCUGAUAAUAUGUACUUAUUUGAAUACCCUUUUGUUAUGAAACUUCUCAUAUGUUUUCUUAAAUCAUUAUGUAGAAGAUAAACAAAUAAUUCAGUUACUGAA
Lactuca sativa (garden lettuce) is the source of this 3507-nucleotide messenger RNA. RefSeq lists its product as uncharacterized. Lineage: Eukaryota; Viridiplantae; Streptophyta; Magnoliopsida; Asterales; Asteraceae. Gene Ontology annotation, biological process: protein phosphorylation. Gene Ontology annotation, molecular function: protein kinase activity; protein binding; ATP binding. The record is from RefSeq and is a predicted model, not a curated record.